This is a messenger RNA of Phragmites australis (common reed), 2155 nucleotides long. RefSeq lists its product as uncharacterized. The transcript has 4 exons. Gene Ontology annotation, biological process: response to endoplasmic reticulum stress. Lineage: Eukaryota; Viridiplantae; Streptophyta; Magnoliopsida; Poales; Poaceae. The record is from RefSeq and is a predicted model, not a curated record. The coding region runs from base 107 to 1744 and encodes 545 amino acids.
ACAACACGCUCUCCCACAAAACCACCACUCCACCAAGCGGCUCGCUUUGCAUUAACACGCGCGCACCCGGCCGGACCCAACGCGACACGCACCGGAGGAGACGGCGAUGGAGCUGGAUUCGGCGGCGGCGGAGGAGAAGUGGCGGCGGAAGGAGCGGGAGGCAGCGGAGCGCACCGAGGAGAUGGAGGCGGAGGAGGGAGUCGGAGAGGAGGAGGAGAUCGAGAGGGGAGGCGCGGAAGCGGAGGAGGAGGAGGAGGAGCUGGCGGACUGGGGCGGGGGAGGCGGGUACAAGCGGGAGGAGGACGGAGCGAUCGGUUGGAAGGGGUGGAAGCAGAAGCCGCAUCAGAGGCAGCCCCGCGCGCCGGUCGCAGCGGGGCAGCGCGCGGCAUGCUGGGCGAGAGGCGGGAGGGGGAGAGGAGGGUUUCACCACCGCCCUUGGUUCGGCGCUAAGAAUCUGCAACACCACAAAUUGAACAUCUCUCAUGGACCUGGAGUAUAUGGUGGCGCUAUUAUCAUCUGCAAUUGUAUGACUAAGCGGGAGUUCUUCAAGCAGAAACUUUUUGCCCUUCCGGGUUAUGCUGCAACAUUUAUAAAGAAGAUCAGGGCUGGUAUGCUUCUCUUUCUGUUUGAGCAUGAGGAGAGAAAACUUUAUGGAGUGUUUGAAGCAACUUCAGAUGGAGCGCUGGACAUUCUUCCAGAUGAAUUUGCUUCGUUGUGGAAGUUUUGGCCAGCCCAGGUUCUUUUCAGAAGAGUUUGGUUUUGCAAGCCCCUAACUGAAGCUGAAUUUUCUGAUGCCAUCACAGGAAAUUGUCUCAAACCUCAAAUGUCCUUCUUUGGUAUAUCAUACCUACAGGUUUUGGUUCUUGUGAACCUAUUUUCUUCAAAGAUGAUCCGCCUGCAGCCUUACCAAAAACCAAAAUCAAGAGUUUUAUGGGAUUACAAGAUUUCUUUGGCCCGUACAGGUCAAGAGUUCAGUUUACACACUCGUAGCAAUGCCUACCCUAGUCGUCCGGCUUCUACAUUUUGCAACAACAGAAUCUCUUUACCGCAGAGUGGCUUCAUGUCUGCCAAACAUGAUGGCAAGUUCGCUGCUCAUAAACAUGAGUGUCCUCUACACCCUCGGCCUAAGACUGUGCCCUUCAAAGCGCCAGAUAUCAAAGAUAAAUGCUUAGAGCCAGAUGCUGAUUAUAUACCACUUGAGCUAGAUGAUCCAGAUGAUUGGAAGUCUGACAGUGAUGCAGAUCAGUCAACUUUGUUGGGAACUGUAAACUUCCAUUCGACAUUAGAGAGUACCAUCAGCUAUGAUGAUCAAGUUCCCAAACCAUUUAAUGGAAAACACAAUGAGGAUGAUAGGUAUCAUUCACCUGUGCUGAACCGAAGGCUCAUUUCUGAAUGUGAAACUGGUCGGAACAGCGUAAUUGCUCACAUUAUGAAAGAGAGCAAAUCAUGUUUGCAAUCCAAGGGGUGCAAAAGGAAGGCAAUCGUCCAGCUUGAUGAACUCUCAGGUGUUUUAUCCCCAAGGAGAAAUUGUAGCGUGGCAAAAAAGGUGUCAUUUAGCUUUGGUGGCAAUGAGAUUUUGGUUACUUCUGAUAAAGUAUUGCGCAAGCCUGCACUUGCUAAGAACAUAGAAGCAGUUGUAGAAGGAAAAGAAGUGGUUGGUUUUUCACCUGAAGACAAUCAGAGCAAGGAGAGAGAUGUUUCAGCAAAGAUGAGUAAGCUGAUAAACCUAUCCUUCGCAGAAUGACUUAGGAAUCAGCAUGCCCAGACCUGCUCCAGAAAUGGCGAGUCGCUGGUGACUCAAUCGGGUAUCAAGUUGACAUGCACACUUCUCACUGAUUGAGGAAUGAAAAUAGAAGGAAAGCAGCUUUUAGUUUUAUGGUAAAGAUGUAGCGAGAUAGGUUCUUUCCCUAGCUGAUGAUGACAGUAUGUAGCAGUAAUGCUUUUGCCUCGGAGCAAUUUCUGGAGAUAACUUUUUGAGUAGUAUAUCAUAGGAUGGUUCCAGUAUGCUUUUAAAUUCGCAAUGCUCGAGCUGCUGUAAAUAGAGUUUAUCACAGCCUUAUGUUCCAGUUCAACAGAUUCAGACAUGAAUACGCUGUUUCGAGUUUUGACUCUGUAGAGAGAUCUGAAUAGAAGUUUUAGUUAUGUUUGUCUAGCA